AUGUGUCAUACCAGGCGAGGAGCAGGGUUAGCCCGGGACAGCUGGUCAAACCCCGAGAAACCGAUCCGGUGGAGCCCGAGCACAUCUCCCCCGCCGGCCGGGCUCGCGCAGACGCCCGCGGGCGGAGGGCGGGCUGGCGGCGGCGGCGGCGGCGAGCGCGUGUGCGCGCGCGCGCGGGCUGGCGGGCGCGUGUGCGCGUGUCUGCGCGCUCAGCCGCUCGGCGCGCUCGGCAAUCGAUUACAGGACAAGUGCUGCCCCGGAGGCUCCGCGACGCGCGCACUCCCUGGCGCCCACCCGCGCGCCCGGCCGUGUCGCCCCCAGCCCGUUGGUCCCCGGACUGCGGACCCCGCCCCCGACGGGGGCCAGGUAACCCGCUUCCGAGUGUGCCACGGCGACCCCCAUUCCCCCUCCCCGUGUCAUAAUAAGUCUCACGUUUUCUGCCGGCUGGAGGCUUGGAGCGGUGAGAAAAUGGUAGAUGGUGUGAUACAGCAAACAAGAUUAACAAAUUUUCAUUGGAGAGAAAUUAUUUGGACUCAGGCUUGCAAUAAUAUUAUGAUGAUUUUAAGAAAAAUUGCAGUUCCUGUGAGUUAUAUAUUGGUUAUGGUGUAUCUAACUCAUCCAGAGAAAUCAAGAUUAUGUUUUCAUACCAAGAUUGGGUUUUAUUUCAUGCCUGUGGAGUCUAUAGUCCUAAGAUUCACAAUGCAGUCCCCUCAUGGGAAAGAACCCUUGCAUAAACUGUAAUUCACUUUGUUCAGAA
Messenger RNA from Symphalangus syndactylus (siamang), 757 nucleotides. RefSeq lists its product as uncharacterized. Lineage: Eukaryota; Metazoa; Chordata; Mammalia; Primates; Hylobatidae. The record is from RefSeq and is a predicted model, not a curated record.